AUGGAGCCCGAGCGACGGCGGAGAAGACCAGCAGUCACCUGCAUCCUGUGUCGAAAGCGCAAAAUCCGCUGUGACAGGCAACUGCCGUGCAGCAAUUGCACGAAAUCCAAGAAUGCCACGUGCGUAUACAAAGACGAUCCGCGGGUUCCACGGAAGCAAGGCACUUUUGGCGAAACUGGGCAGACACGCGGCGGAUCGGAGGCUGCUGUCGUAAAUCCGAGAGCUGCCAGUUCGUCCUCGGAGCCACGGCCGCCAGCAGCAACAACAACAACAACAACAACCACAACAACCACCACCACCACAGACGCCAACACCACCUCCACCGCCAUCUACGGCACCGUUGGAAAGUCUGCCUGCAGCUGGUCUCCCGCAUCGAAAACCUAUGUCAAGCCCACGGGGAAGCCGGCGUCGGAGCAGACCGCAUCCGCGGGCGCGGGCGCGAGCUCGGCCAACCCGCCGGUUUCGACCUUGACAAGGAAUUCCCUCGUCGAAACCAGGACGCUGAACUUCUCUGGGAAUUUCUACUUUCACAGCGAGCACCGCCUGAACAAGCAGUCUCAGUCCGUCACGAGAAGCCUCGAUGACAUGAUUGAUUUUGUGGAGCGCUACCUGCGCGACGAGAGCAAGUCCAGAGUGUUGCACAUCGAAAGACGAAGUAAGGAGCUGGGCAGGAUCAUCAAGAAGCGCCGCGCGCCCCCGUGGCCCUGCCCACUUACCCCCGACUUGCCGGCCAGGGUGGUAGCCGACACGCUGGUUGAGAGCUAUCUUAACACAAGCGAGUCCGUCCUGCGCGUGCUGCAUAUACCCAGCUUUCGGCGCGAGUAUGAGGCCGUCUGGGAUCCCAGCCACGCCCCCGACCCUGCCUUCCUCGUCCAACUCAAGCUUGUCUUGGCCAUUGGGACCACCACCUACGAUACCGACUUCUCCCUGCGCCCGUACGCCAUGAGAUGGGUGUACGAAGGGCAGACGUGGCUCACGGCGCCCGAGUUCAAGCACCGGCUGGGCCUCACGGCCGUCCAAAACUGCAUCCUGCUUCACCUUGCUCGCGAAGCAGCGGGUGUAGGCGAAGACAUGGCCUGGGCUACCGUCGGAAUGACGCUUCGCAUAGCUAUGUACAUGGGUCUGCACCGGGACCCAGCCGGUCUGGGCCCCAGAACAAUGACGCCGCUCAUAGCCGAGAUGCGUCGCCGGCUGUGGAACACGAUCCUCGAGCUCGCGCUUCAGUCGAGCCUGAACGCGGGCGGGCCGCCGCUCAUCGGCCUGGACGACUUCGACACGGAGCCGCCCGGCAACUUUGACGACGACCAGCUCACCGGCCAGGAGGGCGAAACCCCUAAUGUUAUUAGCCCGAAGCCGCCCGAUCAGUUCACCCAGACCACCAUGGCUAUUGCUCUCCGCGCCGUGUUCCCUCAGCGUCUUGCCGUCGUCAAGUACCUCAACGACCUCUCCGGGUGCGGGACCUACCAGGAGACGCUCCAGCUCGACGCGCAGCUCCGCGAGGCAUGCAAGAACCUCACCCACACCCUGCACGCCUGCCAGGCGACGACGACCGAUCGAGGCCCGCCGACCGACCUCGGGCUCCGCAUCGUCGACCUCAUCCUACGCCGGUACUUUCUCGCCCUUCACCUUCCCUGCUUCGCCCCGGCCAUGCAAGAUACGGCAUUUGCCUUCUCCCGUCGCGUCGUGGUCGAGUCGGCCGUCCGCAUCUGGCGCGCCGUCUUCCCGCAUCCCUUUGCCCGGUCGCGGCCCGACGCCGACACGGAGGAGUGGGAUGCCCUGCAGCGCAUCGCCAUCAACGGGUCCGGUUUCUUCCGCACCGUGGCUGUGCAGGGGUUCAUCUCGAUCGCUGUCGAGCUCAAGACGCUCAUGCGGGAAGAGGACGGCUUCGGUCUCGGUCCGGUAGAGCCCCGGCCGGACUUGCUGGCGGUCAUGGAGGACUUCAAGGCGUGGUCGUGGAAGUGUCUGGAGUCGGGCACGACCAACACCAAGGGGUACUUGGUCGCCUGCAUUGUGUGCGCGCAGGUGGAUGCUCUGCGGAGGCGGAUGACGGAGGAGGACAUGUUUGCUCAUGUGGUCCGCGUGACCGAAGAGGGCGAGGAGCGCUGUCUUGAGCUGCUGGAGCGCAUCGAGGCCAGCACCCGCCCCGCUCAAGAAGCCUUGGAUGUCGGGGUCGACGGCAUAGGCAGCGGUAUGGGUUUCUCGCCGGACUUUGGGAUGGAAACUUGGGACUCCAUGCUACAACCGACCAAUCACCCGGUACUACCAUCUCGUCCCGCCGCAGCCGCGCACCGGCAGCAGCACGACCGGGCCGCCGCCGUCGUCACCGUCACGCCCGUCUUCCCCCCGGGCGACAACGUCGUCUUUGCCCACUCGUCCUUCUUCACCCGCCCCGCGCCCGCAGCCGGCACCCGCCAUUACUACUCCCACUAUUCUCCGGGCUUGCCCGCGCCGGCAAGCGUGAGGGCGGAGGUUGCGGCGCGCCUGGCGGCGGCUCGGGGAGGAACAGAAGGAAGUGCUGGUGGUACUGGUGGCGGUGGUGCGUCGGAGGCCAAGCUGGUCCCGUUUCCCGCGCUCGGGCUGCUGGUCAAGUACGGCCCCGAAGGCACCGGCGGCGGUGGCGGCGUCUCGGCUGCGGAGGCGAAGGCGAUGCUGCUCGUCCGGAGGGCGCUGAUGGCGCCGUCCUUGGCGAGCGGACCGUCCCCGGCCCCGGUGUCGGUGUCGGUGUCGGCACCAGUACCUGAGGUCUUUGGCUGGAGGAGGGACGCGGAGACGGGGGAGCGGUUCGUGUACAUGGACCUGCCUCAGGGAGAGAUGUUGGAAGACAGGUGGGCCGCGCUGAGCGAGGUGGAGAGGGAGGCGGUGUGCGCGCAGCUGAGGGACGUGGUGGCGGAGUGGAGGAAGUUGAGGCUCGGGGGUGUCGAGUUUGUCGGUAGCGUCGACAACGGACCGUUGCAGGACGAGGUGUUCCGGCGAUGCGCGAUGGCCGGCGCCCCUCCGGCCGGGCCGUUCCCGACGGUUGCGGCGUUCCACGACUACUUCGUCUCCAUGGCGGUCGCCGUCUCUCAGAGCAGGUAUGCUGCCGGGUCCGCUGGCGUCGGCGGCGGCGGGCAGGUCCGCUACACGCCGCACCAUCUCUUCCCGGAGCGCGUGCCCGUCGUGUUCACCCACGGCGGACUGCACCCGCGCAAUAUCGUCGUCUCGGCCGGACCGAGGCCGCGCGUCGUGGCGAUCCUCGGCUGGGAGCAGGCCGGUUGGUACCCGGCGUACUGGGAGCUCUGCAAGGCGCGGCUGGAGUGCUCGAGACGCGGACGGCUCGGCGGCUGGGAGACCAAGUAUCUGCCCUGGAUUUUGGACAGUCAGGGGUUGGAUGCUGAAAUGCAAGGGUGGAGAUUAGGGGCGUUGACUCAGUAUUGGGACUAUUUUGUCGGGUUGAUGUAAUCAAUGAAGCAGCUCAGGCAGGGCCGGCGCUGUCGCCAGGUGCGCUCAUCAUGCUGAUGAU
Thermothelomyces thermophilus ATCC 42464 is the source of this 3499-nucleotide messenger RNA. RefSeq lists its product as uncharacterized. The transcript is spliced from 6 exons. Gene Ontology annotation, cellular component: nucleus. The record is from RefSeq and is a predicted model, not a curated record. Gene Ontology annotation, molecular function: DNA-binding transcription activator activity, RNA polymerase II-specific; RNA polymerase II cis-regulatory region sequence-specific DNA binding; zinc ion binding. The coding region runs from base 1 to 3438 and encodes 1145 amino acids. Gene Ontology annotation, biological process: regulation of transcription by RNA polymerase II; DNA-templated transcription. Lineage: Eukaryota; Fungi; Ascomycota; Sordariomycetes; Sordariales; Chaetomiaceae.